Molecule: messenger RNA, 3602 nt
Organism: Quercus lobata
Lineage: Eukaryota; Viridiplantae; Streptophyta; Magnoliopsida; Fagales; Fagaceae
Product: Telomerase activating protein Est1
Exons: 6
Coding region: 355-3396 (1013 amino acids)
Biological process (GO): nuclear-transcribed mRNA catabolic process, nonsense-mediated decay
Cellular component (GO): telomerase holoenzyme complex
Molecular function (GO): telomeric repeat DNA binding; protein binding; telomerase RNA binding
Source: RefSeq, a predicted model, not a curated record
AGAGGAUGGGUACGAGAUAGAUAGGAGUCUUGGUCUGAGUAUCAUCAUCAGCCACCUUUUUCUUUGUCUGUUUCACAACUGAAACAGUACAUGUGGCCUGUUUCUAUUGCAACUCCCUUUUCCCGCAUUUCUCUCUCUCUCUCUCUCUCUAGCUUCUUCCAUUUGAGGGCUGUUGCUUGCCUGCUUUGUUUUCGGUUUCUGCUUCCAACUUUGGUCACAAGUUACCAACUUUUUUGUGACUUUGGUAAUUGUCGUUUUGUCUCUUUUAGUUCUUCAGGUCAGCUGUACUGUGAAUGUAAUUCAUUUCGCUUCAAGAAGAUAAGGUUCAAUAUUUGAAGAGUUUGGACUCUAGCCAUGACUUCUACUUCACCUAUUCGACUAAAAGAUCAUAAAGAAAAACAGAUUUUUCUCUCAGAGGUUGGUAACUCAGAAAAACAGCUGUGGGCAUUGAUUUAUUCCAAAGGUUUAUUGCACUCUGAUGUUCAAGACUUGUACCGCAAAGUUCGUUCUAGUUAUGAGGAAAUCAUUCUAAGUGAUCGUGAAGAUGUGGAAUUUCAAGAUGUUGAAUAUUCCUUGUGGAAGCUUCAUUAUAAGCAUAUUGAUGAAUUUCGUAAGACAAUGAAGAAAAGUUCUGGUAAUGGUGAGAGCAUAAAAUUGGUAACGACACAAAAUGUUGGUAAUUUGCAGAGAAGUGAUAAUAAAGGUAUAGCAGGAUUUACGUCAUUUCUGUCAGAAGCAACUGAAUUUUACCAAAAUUUGGUUGUGAAAAUCAGAAAAUGUUAUAGGCUUCCCGAAGAUACAUUGUUCAAUAAGAAAAGUGGUAGCUCUACUUCAAUUGAACCAAAGAAGAUGCAGAAAUGCCAAUUUUUAUGCCAUCGGUUUUUAGUCUGUCUCGGGGAUCUUGCUAGGUAUAAAGAACAAUAUGAAAAACCUGAUGAUCAAAACCAUAACUGGUCGGUUGCAGCCUCCCACUACUUGGAAGCAACAAUGAUUUGGCCAGAUAGUGGAAACCCCCAGAAUCAGUUAGCAGUAUUGGCAACAUAUGUUGGUGAUGAGUUCCUUGCCUUGUACCACUGUGUAAGGAGUUUAGCUGUUAAAGAACCUUUCCCUGAUGCCUGGGAUAACCUAAUUUUACUCUUUGAUAGGAACAGAUCAUCUUAUUCGCAUUCCCUUUGUAGAGAGGCUCACUUUGAUUUCUUAAAACCAUCUGAAAGAAGCGAUUUCCACAGAAAAUCACAAUCUAGUGAUGAAUUUUCAAAUUGCAAUAUGUUGGAAUCCAUACACAAUUGCUUCAUGGAAACAGACUUAUGGUCUCUUUUUAUCAGAACUAUGAGUUUCUUUUUCAUACAAUCCAGUUUUGAGGAAUUCCCUUGUGCCUUCGCAUCUGCUAUGAGAGAGUUGGAUGCUUUGAUGGCACUAAAUGAUACAAAACUAAAGGCUGCAUUGGAGUCCUAUCAGUGUUUGGAUUCAGCUAGAACAGGCCCUUUUCGAGCCCUUCAAGUUGUUUCUGUAUUCAUCUUUACCUUUGAGAAUUUAAUUCAUGGUCCACAAGUAAGAAGCUCAAAAGAUAUCAGUGAUAUGCAACAGCUUCUCCAGAUACAAUUUGCAUUGACUUCCUCUUUCAUUUUCAUGGGCCGUGUUGUUGAUAGAUGUUUGAAGGCUAGUGACUUGGAUCUUUGCCCCCUUUUACCAGCUGUGCUUGUAUUUGUGGAGUGGUUGGCUAACAUGCUUGAUGAAGCAAAAACAUAUGGGGUUGAUGAAAAUAGUAGAAGUGCUAUGUCUUACUAUUUUGGUGCAUUUGUUGACCUUCUAAAACGUUUCAAUGUUAAAAGUGUCGAGGCCAUGUCUCUAGAUAGUACUCCUCUGUGGGAAGACUAUGAAUUGAGGGGCUUUGGACCAGUAGCAAGUGCACAUGUCUUGUUAGAUUUUUCAACUCCUUGGGAACAUAUAGACAGUUUUGAAAGUGGAACAAAAUAUCGUGCUCACCGCAUUCUUAAUGCUGCAAUGAAGAUUGCAGAAAGAUCAAAUGAUUUUGGAAAGUGGAUCUUGUAUGAUAAAUCAGGAAGAAAAUUUUACACGGGAGGGUCAAAUGAAUCUCCAGAGAGGAAUGAAUCAGAAAAAGUGGAGUCCCACAAUUCUGAUCUUGAAAUUGAAGAGUCAAGCCAGCCAAUUCACCAAGUUACAAAAGAAUAUACGGAACACAUCGUGUACACAAAUCCAAGUAACCCCAGUGUGAAUGGUAAAUCUGUUGCCACAGAAGAGGAAGAAGUCAUUCUCUUCAAACCUCUCACAAGAUAUAACUCGGUGCCACUUUAUGCUCCAAUUUCUACAAAUGAUAAAAUGUCUCCAAAGGAUUCAGGGAAUGAACAUGUGCCUUCUGAUGAAUUCUUGCGCCGAGCUACAUCACUACUUAUAGCACAAAACCCAGCCCAGAGUGAUCCUCUAGCUUUCCAUGCUGACAUCAGUAAUUUCACGGGCAACAAGUCGUUCAAGCAUCAGGAGCCUUUCAUGAAGGAUACAUCAGCACACCCAUUUUUGGAAACCCCCAUCUCUGCUGGGCCUCCCUCACUUAGCGCUUGGGUCCUUAACAGAGGAAGUAUGAGCAUUGACAGAGAGAGAGGAACUGCUAGUGUUAGUAAACAUAACAUGAAGCCUAUUGAGGAGAUACCUUCCAAAUCCUUGGCUGGGCUUUCCAUUAGUGAAAAUGAGCAUUCUGUCACUAGUUUUGAGCAUGAGUAUGCAACCACCAAUUACUCAUCUCCUUUUUACUCACCUCCAGUACCUUCUGCUCCUUUAUUGCCUGAUGAUGCUGUUUGGUUUAGUGGCAUUCAAUCUAGCUUUCCCAACAGCAAAACCUCUGGGGGCAUUAGAGAAGCAAACAAUUACUCUGCUGCAUUAGACACUUCAAAUUGGACUGCAACUCAUGGGUCUCCUGAUUAUGGUCAUAGUUUCCAGGGUCUUAUGGAUAAUUACCCACCUUCGCGUCGAAUGACUUCUUCUGAAUGGCUUCGUCAGUACAGAGAAAGUCAAAAUCUUGAGCAGGCCAAUAGUUAUACAUGGCCCGUUCAUCGUCAUUCCCCUGAGAACCUUGGAAACUUCCAAGAUCAAGCUUCCAAAUUUGGUGUUUUUGAUCAGUGGGGAAAUCCUAUAGCUUAUAAUCCAAAUGUAUAUAUGGAGAGCCCACCAUUGCAUCCAGCUUUUCCUCUUGUUUAUGGUGCAGAUGAACACAGAAGGGAGAAGCUUUCUCAAGGUUUCCAAAGACCAAGCCCCUACGGGUGUGGUGCUGUGACAGAACUAAGAAAUGAGCCACAGCCACUUUUGCAGUAUCUUAAAGAGAGAGAAUGGCGACUCCAGCAAGAUCCUACUCUCGGUGGUCCUACGUAUAUGGGAAAUUAACAUUUCAAUGUAUGCCUUUCUUUGGUCUUAAUCGUCAUUUAGAGCAUGUAAAACACCCCUCACAUAGUUCAAGAUGGCUGAUCAAUAAAGUUUACAUGUAAGCUUGUGUAUAUGUACAUAGAAUGUUCUAGUAUGCCCUCUGCAAGAGGAGGUUUAAAGCUAGAAUGAAACAAAGAGAAACAUUUGCUGCUGUCCACAAUUUUGAA